Erythranthe guttata (spotted monkey flower) is the source of this 1014-nucleotide messenger RNA. The record is from RefSeq and is a predicted model, not a curated record. NCBI's taxonomy places the organism in Eukaryota, Viridiplantae, Streptophyta, Magnoliopsida, Lamiales, Phrymaceae.
AAAGAAAAAGAAAAAGAAAAAACAAUGGCGUCUUCUUCUUCUUCGUCUGACGUACAAGUACGCCAUGUUUGGGCUUCAAAUCUGGAGGAGGAGUUUCGUUACAUCGAUAAGUGUCUGCCGCCCGAUCGCCGCCAGUUCACCUUCGUCUCGAUGGACACCGAAUUUCCAGGGACAAUUUACAACCCCGACGGGGUUCCACCACACAUGCGCGCCCCGGCGGAAUUCUACUCCAACAUCAAGCGAAACGUCGACGCGCUAAAAAUUAUCCAACUCGGCCUCACAAUAUUCGACAGGUACGGCAAUCUACCCCGCUCGGCGGAAACCGGUCGGGAACAAAUCUGGGAAUUCAACUUUCAAUUUGAUUCUGCCAUCGACCCUUAUAACAAGGAAUCCGUAUCCCUACUCGAGAAACAAGGGAUCGAUUUGUCACGGAACAAGAAAUACGGGAUCGACUCACGCGAGUUCGCCCUGCUGUUCAAGUGCUCGGAGCUGGGGAUGCGGUCAUAUUCCGGCAGGCUGGUCUGGCUCACCUUCCACGGGCCGUACGAUUUCGCGUACUUGACGAAGAUUCUGAACAACGGGGAAUUGUUGCCGGAUGAUUUAGAUGGGUUUAUGAGGUAUGUGUGGAAGUAUUUCAAAGGGAAUGUGUACGAUUUGAAGAGUAUGAUUCCGUUCGUCGGACUGCACGGGGGUUUGGAAAAGGUUGCGCGGAGUUUGAACUUGAAGAGGGUCGUCGGAAAAAGUCACCAGGCGGGCUCCGACAGCUUGCUGACGAUGCAUGCGUUUUUUGGGUUGAUGAAGAAUUGCUUGGAGAUGGGGGGUCGCGACCCCCGGGCGAGUAGUUUGAACUUGAUGAUCGCCAGAAAUACCGGUUUGGAGAUGAUGCAGACAUUAUUCGGGUUGUUCGGGUUGAUGAAGAGGAAUAGUUGUUCGGGUUUGGACGGGUUGCUGACGAUGCAGACGAUAUUCGGGUUGAAUGCUCGUGCCGUCUUUUGAGUUGCUGCGGGGAUUUUA